AUGGAGCUAGCAGUUGGCAGUGAGCCCAUGACGCUGGGCUCCCCCACCUCUCCGAAGCCCUCCCUGGGAGCACAGUUCCUCCCCGGGUUCCUCAUGGGUGACCUCCCUGCGCCCUCCAGCCCACAGUCCCGCCCCUUCAGCCUGGGCACGCCCCUCCACGACUCCUCACAAGUGCUGCUGCCCUCCGCUGCAUCGGGCCCCGGCAGCGCGGCCCCUGCACCAGUCGUCCCCACACCGAAGGACAAGAGCGGGGCCCCUCCUGUCCGCAGCAUCCACGCAGAGCUGCUCAGCGGCGGGACCCCGGUGGCCCCCCACAGACAGUCGUUCCCGAUGAUGCAGUCUCCUCUGUCGGCGCGGCAGUCCUCCACACCGGGAGCAGGGAUCUCGCAGCUGUGCAUGUCGCCCGCCCAGGCGGACCCCUUCUACAGCCAGGGUGAGGCCCUCAGCUCUCAGGACCAGCUGGACCAGACCUGGGUCACCAUCUUUGGGUUCCCUCCGGCGUCGGCCUCCUACAUCCUGCUGCAGUUUGCUCAGUACGGGAACAUCCUCCGCCACUCGAUGGCAACGCCUGGGAACUGGAUGCACCUGCAGUACCAGUCCCGGCUUCAGGCGCGGAAGGCUCUGUCCAAAGAUGGAAAGGUGUUUGGAGACUGCAUCAUGGUGGGAGUGAAGCCCUGCAUCGACAAGAGUGUGAUGGAGAGCCCAGACGUGUCCAGCCCCCUCCCCUCUUCCACCUCCUUCUGUGCAGCACUGCCUUCCACGCCACGCUCCGCCAUCAGGCCCCUCAGUGCCACUCAGCGCGCCUCCGCCAGCGACUACCAGGUGGUGACUGACAGACUGACCCCCAGGAAAGAUGACAGCUUCGUGACCAAGGCCCUGGAGUACAUGCUGGGCUGGUGA
Knipowitschia caucasica is the source of this 900-nucleotide messenger RNA. The record is from the annotation of a GenBank genome assembly. NCBI's taxonomy places the organism in Eukaryota, Metazoa, Chordata, Actinopteri, Gobiiformes, Gobiidae.